Sphaerodactylus townsendi is the source of this 1486-nucleotide messenger RNA. Its product is annotated as alpha-1-antiproteinase F-like. Gene Ontology annotation, biological process: negative regulation of endopeptidase activity. Bases 81 to 1349 code for a protein of 422 amino acids. Gene Ontology annotation, molecular function: serine-type endopeptidase inhibitor activity. Lineage: Eukaryota; Metazoa; Chordata; Lepidosauria; Squamata; Sphaerodactylidae. The transcript is spliced from 5 exons. The record is from RefSeq and is a predicted model, not a curated record.
GUGACAGCUCUGCACAGAUCUCUCCCUCCCCAUCUUCAGACAGACACCUCUGCAUAUAAUAACAUCUCCAAAAGGGAACCAUGCCUAAUGUAUACCUGUGCUUCUUGCUUGCUGGUCUCUGUAUACUUGCCAGCUGUCAUCAUGUCCCUGGACAUCAGGGUGGCCAUGAUGGGCACGAACAUCCUCAGGAUGACCAACAACCAGCUGAAAGCCAUGAAGAUCAUUCGGCCUGUCACAAGAUCGCCCGAAGCGGUGUCGAGUUUGCCACUAAAGUCUACCGCCUGAUAGCUUCCGAGUCCGCUGGCAAAAAUGUUUUCUUCUCUCCAGUCAGCAUGGCUGCUGCUCUUAUGCUUGUGGCCCGAGGAGCUAAAGGAAUCACACGAGAGCAGAUCGUUUCAGGGCUUGGCUUUAACCAGUCCGAGAUCACCACAAAGGAAUUUGAUGAAGGUUUCCGCCACCUCCUACAAUUGCUGAACACCCCCGACCCUCAAUUUGAACUGAGCAUUGGGAAUGCCCUUUUCACGACGGAAAAAUUCCCACUGCGGCAGGAGGUCCUGGAUGAGGCUCGUGAUUUCCUCCAAGCAAAUAUCGUGCCUGCUAAUUUCGACCACCUUGAAGAAGCUAAGACCCAGAUUAACAGCUACAUUGAGGAGAAAACCCAUGGGAAAUUAGUGGAUGUUAUUGGGAGUCUGGACCCAGAAACUGUAAUGGUUAUUAUAAACUAUAUUUUGAUGAAAGCACAUUGGGAAAAGCCUUUCGAUCCCCAGUCCACACGGAAGAGGGACUUCUUCAUCAAUAAUGAAACUACAGUGCAAGUGGAUAUGAUGCACAGAGAUGGCCAAUAUGAAACCUAUCAUGAUAAAGAGCUGGGCUGCGAGGUGGUGAGGAUCCCUUACAAAGGCGAUCUUGCAGUCCUCUUCAUUCUGCCGAAGAGAGGAAAACUGGACCAGGUGGAACAGGCACUGAGCCUAGAACUUCUAGCAAAAUGGAAGAAUUCCUUAAAAUUAGGGAGAAUAGAGCUGUUACUUCCAAAGGUUUCACUGAGAACAAGCUAUAAUCUCAAAGAAACAUUUCGAGGAUUAGGUAUUACUGAGGUAUUUACAGACCAAGCGGAUCUAUCUGCAUUUACUGGGCAGCCAAAUCUGAAGGUUUCACAGGCUAUUCAUAAAGCUUAUUUGAAUAUCCACGAGAAUGGCACUGAAGCUGCUGCCGUCACUGUCAUUGAAAUGGUCCCUACUUCUCUCCCCCCUUGGGUUGAAUUCAACAGCCCCUACCUAGUAGUGAUUGGAGAGAGAAAAUCCAAGUCCGUAUUAUUCCUUGGGAGAGUUAUGAAUCCUAAUGAACACUAAUCACACAGUUGGCAUGCUCAGGAGGUUCACUUAAUGCUCAAGUGGUGGUUUAAUGCAUGUGAAGAGAUCAAUGUUAGUUCAUAUUCUUGAGCAAAUUAAAGAAUGAUGCAGAAACUUGGCAUCUGUGAAAAACCAAA